GCGGUGAGUGAGCGCGUCCAGGGCGCUCCGGGCCGGCUCAGGCGGCCACACUUUUCUUCCCGGAGUUUGCCGAGGCGGGCCCAGCCCCCGGGGUCCCCACUCAAAGCUGCAAAAAUAGCACGUCCCGGCGGCCGACCCUGCGCGCCGUCCGGAGCCCGGUGGCCCCGCAGCGUGUUCCGGUGUUGUCGUCUGAAAGCUGAAGAAGGGAGAAGCUUGUGUCCCCAGCACUGCUGGACCACCUCGCCACAGCUCUGGGACUUUCGGGAUGAGUGGGACAGACUCCGGGUGUGGGUGCAGCUGUGCCGCGGGAUUCUGCCCCUGGGAGCCCUAAGCAGCCAGCUCCCCUGCAGGGUUGGUGCGCCCUGACACUCCCUUCGGCCCCCGGCCCGCAGCCAUGAGCGAGGUCCGCCGGGAUAGCACGAGCAGUCUGCAGCGCAAGAAGCCGCCCUGGCUGAAGCUGGACAUCCCAGCCGCAGCCCCCGCAGAGGAGCCCGGUGUCCUGCAGCCCCUGCGGCGCCAAGCUUUCCUGAGGAGCGUGAGCAUGCCGGCUGAGACCCAUGCCCCCUGCGUGUACCACGAGUCCCGACGGCCUGCGCUGCAGCGCCAAGCCUCCAUCACACAGACCAUCCGCAGGGGCACCGCCGACUGGUUUGGCGUGAGCAAGGACUCCGACAGCACUCAGAAGUGGCAACGCAAGAGCAUCCGUCAUUGCAGCCAGCGCUAUGGGAAGCUGAAACCCCAGGUCAUCCGGGAGCUGGACCUGCCCAGCCAGGACAACGUGUCUCUGGCCAGCACUGAGACCCCUCCUCCGCUCUACGUGGGGCCAUGCCAACUGGGCAUGCAGAGGAUCAUAGAUCCCUUGGCCCGUGGCCGGGCCUUCCGUGUGGCCGAUGACACUGCCGAUGGCCUGAGUGCCCCGCACACCCCCAUCACGCCGGGGGCCGCCUCCCUCUGCUCCUUCUCCAGCUCCCGCUCCGGCUUCAACCGGCUCCCACGGCGGCGCAAGCGUGAGUCGGUGGCCAAGAUGAGCUUCCGGGCGGCUGCAGCCCUGGUGAAGGGCCGCUCUGGGAGGGACAGCACCCUGCGGCGGGCCCAGCGCCGGAGCUUUACGCCAGCCAGCUUCCUGGAGGAGGACACAACCGACUUCCCUGACGAGCUGGACACAUCCUUCUUUGCCCGGGAAGGGGUCCUCCAUGAGGAGCUGUCCACCUAUCCGGACGAGGUGUUUGAGUCCCCAUCGGAGGCAGCGCUGGCUGACUGGGAGAAAGCCGCAGAGCAGGCCGAGCUUACUGGGGGCGCCCUGGGCCGCAGCGAGUUGGAACGCAGCCAUCUGAUGCUGCCCUUGGAACGCGGGUGGCGGAAGCAGAGGGAUGGCGGCCCUGGAACCGCACAACCCAAAGUGCGGCUUCGGCAGGAGGUAGUAAGCCCGCCAGGGCCCAGGCGGGGCCAGCGCAUCGCCGUGCCUGUGCGCAAGCUCUUUGCCAGGGAGAAGCGGCCCUAUGGCCUGGGCAUGGUGGGGCGGCUCACUAACCGCACCUAUCGGAAGCGCAUCGACAGUUACGUCAAGCGGCAGAUUGAGGACAUGGACGACCACAGGCCCUUCUUCACCUACUGGCUCACCUUCGUGCACUCUCUGGUCACCAUCCUCGCCGUGUGCAUCUACGGCAUCGCGCCUGUUGGUUUCUCCCAGCAUGAGACUGUGGACUCGGUGCUGCGGAAUCGGGGCGUCUAUGAGAAUGUGAAGUACGUGCAGCAGGAAAACUUCUGGAUUGGGCCCAGCUCGGAGGCCCUCAUUCACUUGGGUGCCAAGUUCUCGCCCUGCAUGCGCCAGGACCCACAGGUACACAGCUUUAUUCGCGCUGCGCGGGAGCGUGAGAAGCACUCGGCAUGCUGUGUGCGCAAUGACCGCUCGGGCUGCGUGCAGACGUCAGAGGAAGAGUGCUCGUCCACCCUGGCCGUAUGGGUGAAGUGGCCUGUUCAUCCCAGUGCACCUGACCUUGCUGGCCACAAGAGGCUGUUUGGUUCUGUCUGCCACCAGGACCCCAGGGUAUGUGAUGAGCCCUCCUCUGAGGACCCCCAUGAGUGGCCAGAAGAUAUCACCAAAUGGCCGAUCUGUACCAAGAGCAGUGCGGGCAACCACACCAACCACCCCCACAUGGACUGUGUCCUAACAGGCCGGCCCUGCUGCAUCGGCACCAAGGGCAGGUGCGAGAUCACCUCCCGAGAGUACUGUGACUUCAUGAGGGGCUACUUUCACGAGGAGGCUACACUGUGCUCCCAGGUGCACUGCAUGGACGACGUGUGUGGGCUCCUCCCCUUCCUGAACCCCGAGGUGCCCGACCAGUUCUACCGGCUGUGGCUGUCCCUCUUUCUGCACGCUGGGAUCCUGCACUGCCUGGUGUCUGUCUGCUUUCAGAUGACAGUCCUGCGGGACCUAGAGAAGCUGGCGGGCUGGCACCGCAUUGCCAUCAUCUACUUACUGAGUGGCAUUACUGGCAACCUGGCCAGCGCCAUCUUCCUGCCAUAUAGGGCAGAGGUGGGCCCGGCUGGCUCCCAGUUUGGCAUCCUGGCCUGCCUCUUCGUGGAGCUCUUCCAGAGCUGGCAGAUCCUGGCACGGCCCUGGCGGGCCUUCUUCAAGCUUUCGGCCGUGGUGCUCUUCCUCUUCGCCUCCGGGCUGCUGCCCUGGAUCGACAACUUCGCCCACAUCUCAGGCUUCGUCAGCGGCCUCUUCCUCUCCUUCGCCUUCCUGCCUUACAUCAGCUUCGGCAAGUUCGACCUGUACCGCAAGCGCUGCCAGAUCAUCAUCUUCCAGGCUGUGUUCCUGGGGCUCCUGGCCGGCCUGGUAGUUCUCUUCUACGUCUACCCAGUGCGCUGCGAGUGGUGCGAGGCCCUCACCUGCAUCCCCUUCACCGACAAGUUCUGCGAGAAGUAUGAGCUGGACGCACAGCUGCACUGACUGCUGGAACCCGCGGCAGCAUUUCAGCUAGUCCGUGUGGCCAAUAAAUGUACCGGGAGCGUUUUAGCUGCCACCAACUCGACCCCAGCUGUCUCCUUCUGGGUUCCUGGGCAGGACCGUGGAGGCC
Ochotona curzoniae (black-lipped pika) is the source of this 3083-nucleotide messenger RNA. RefSeq names its product rhomboid 5 homolog 1 (gene RHBDF1). Bases 395 to 2956 code for a protein of 853 amino acids. Lineage: Eukaryota; Metazoa; Chordata; Mammalia; Lagomorpha; Ochotonidae. Gene Ontology annotation, molecular function: serine-type endopeptidase activity. Gene Ontology annotation, cellular component: endoplasmic reticulum membrane. Gene Ontology annotation, biological process: regulation of protein secretion; regulation of epidermal growth factor receptor signaling pathway. The transcript has 18 exons. The record is from RefSeq and is a predicted model, not a curated record.